UAUGGAUAAUGCAAAACUUAAAACGAAUUUAUAGUUAACAAUGCGAAAAAUAAAUAGAAUACACCUUAUUAGAUCGUUGAGUGGAUCAAAUAAAUACGAAAUCACGAGAAAAUCGGUUUUAUGGGAUUCAGAAACGUAAACAGAAUUGUACCCAGAACAGAAAACGGAUACGUAUGCAUAUCCAGAUUCAUGUUUGAUCUGAAGUUAGAUCCACAUGACAAGUCGUCCAUAAUAAAUCAAAAAUGUCAAAUUGCAAAUGUACUUACCGGUUUAAUUAAAUUUCAUCUUAUGCAAUAUUUAUGCAUUUAAAUAAUUUAGCAAAAAUGUCAAGACCAGGUCACAUACUUAUCGGUGGUGGAACUGGCUUUAUUGGAACAACACUUUGUAAACAACUUAAAUCAAAAGGAUAUGGAAUAACAGUAAUUUCUCGGAUGCCAGGUGUAAACAGGCUAUCCUGGGGUGAAUUACAAGACAAAGGUCUUCCAAAAGGCACAACAGCUGUAGUCAAUUUAGCAGGUCAGAAUGUUAUGGACUUUAGUAGAAGGUGGACAGCAGGAUUUAAACAAAACGUAUUUUUUUCACGAGUCAAUACUACAAAAACUCUAGCUGGCUUAAUAGACAAUGCAACUUGUAAACCUGAAGUUUUCGUAACUAUAUCAGGGGUAGGCAUAUACAAACCAGAUAGUGAAAAAGAAUACACAGAGGAGUCUCAAGUCACCCCUUUCGAUUUCUUUUCUGAUUUAUGUAACCAGUGGGAGAAGGCUGCACAUUUUGAGAAACCAGAUUCUCAGAAACAAUGUAGAAUAGUUACAAUUCGCAGUGGUGUUGUAUUAGGACGAGACGGAGGAAUGAUUAAACAGAUGUAUCUUCCAUUUUAUUUAGGUUUAGGAGGACCAGUUGGAACAGGUUGCCAAUAUAUGCCAUGGAUUCAUUUAAAUGAUCUUACCAAUUUAAUUAUAUAUUCAAUUGAAACUCCAAAAGUUCAUGGAGUUCUAAAUGGGGUAGCACCAAAUCCUUGCACAAAUAUGGAGUUUACAAAAGCUUUUGGCAAAGCUUUAAGUAGGCCAACAUUAUUCCCUGUACCCAGCUUCGUUCUUAACUGCUUACUAAACAAGGAAAGGGCAGUAAUGAUUACAGAAGGACAGAAAGUUUUACCUAAAAAAACCUUAUCAACAGGAUUUAAAUAUCAAUAUCCCGAUAUUGAAUCUGCUUGUAGAGAGGUUGUUUCUAAAUAAAUUUUACCUUUACUUUAAAAUGGAAGGAUGCUUCAUUUUAAGUUGUUAAAUAUUUUGUUUUUAUUUAUUAUUUUUGAGACUGUUACUUCGAAAGAUAUUACUUACUAGUAUUUUAUUAAAUAAAUUAAAACAUGUUUUUUUAUUAUUAUUAC
Molecule: messenger RNA, 1387 nt
Organism: Psylliodes chrysocephalus
Lineage: Eukaryota; Metazoa; Arthropoda; Insecta; Coleoptera; Chrysomelidae
Source: the annotation of a GenBank genome assembly